Sinocyclocheilus anshuiensis is the source of this 2180-nucleotide messenger RNA. RefSeq names its product E3 ubiquitin-protein ligase TRIM9-like. The record is from RefSeq and is a predicted model, not a curated record. Gene Ontology annotation, cellular component: cytoplasm. Gene Ontology annotation, molecular function: zinc ion binding; protein binding. The coding region runs from base 42 to 2144 and encodes 700 amino acids. The transcript is spliced from 11 exons. Lineage: Eukaryota; Metazoa; Chordata; Actinopteri; Cypriniformes; Cyprinidae.
CUGUCCGCAUCUGUAGUGCUGCUCUGAUUUCAUUGAGCGCGAUGGAAGAAGAACUGAAAUGCCCGGUUUGCGGUUCUCUCUUCAAGGAGCCGAUUAUAUUACCGUGCUCUCAUAAUGUCUGCCUGGCGUGUGCUCGGAAUAUCAUCGUGCAGACUCCGGAGGGAGAGACCCCUCCGCAGAACCGAUGCUCCUCGGACUAUGACUAUCUGGAUAUGGACAAGAUGAGCAUGUACAGCGAGACGGACAGCGGCUACGGCUCAUACACGCCGUGCCUGAAGUCUCCCAACGGAGUGCGCGUGUUACCGCCGGCGCUGGUGCACCGCCACUGCUCCAUCACCUGCCCGCUGUGCCACCGCAGCGUGUCCCUGGAGGAGCGCGGGCUCCGCGGCUUCCAGCGCAACCGGCUGCUGGAGGCGAUCGUGUCCCGCUACCAGCAGAGCCACGCCGCCUCCGUCAAAUGCCAGCUGUGCGACCGCAAUCCGGUGGACGCCACGGUGAUGUGCGAGCAGUGCGAUGUGUUCUACUGCGCUCCGUGCCAGCAGCGCUGCCACCCCUCCCGCGGACCGCUGGCCAAGCACCGGCUGCUGCCGCCGGUGGCUCCAGCGCAGGCGGGGACCGCCUCCGCGCGCAGACAGGCGACCUGCGUGGAUCACGAAGCGGAGAACUACGGCAUGUACUGCGUCAGCUGCAAGACCCCCGUGUGCUACCAGUGUCUGGAGGAGGGCAAACACGGCAAGCACGACGUGAAGCCCCUGGCCGCCGUGUGGAAACAACACAAGUGUCAGCUGUCCCAGGCAUUGAAUGGAGUGUCUGACAAAGCCAAGGAGGCCAAGGAGUUCCUGGUGCAGCUGAAGAACCUGCUUCAGCAGAUACAGGAGAACGGCGUUGAAUUUGAGGCAUGUCUGGUCGCUCAGUGUGACUCUCUGAUUGAAGCGCUCAUUCGGCAGAAGGCCAAACUGCUCACCAAGGUCACAAAGGAGAAAGAGAGUAAGCUGAAGACCGUAAAGGAUCAGAUAACUCACUGCACCAUGAAGCUCCGACAGACCACAGGAAUGAUGGAAUUCUGUCUGGAGGUUAUUAAAGAGAACGAUCCCAGUGGAUUCCUACAGAUCUCAGAUGCAUUGAUAAAGCGUGUCCUGGCGUCUCAGGAACAGUGGGUAAAAGGUGCGUUGGAGCCAAAGGUCUGCCCAGAAUUCGCCUUGACCGUCAACACAGAUCCUCUGAUGCAGUCGAUUCUCCAGCUGGACUUCACCCAGAAUAAAGAUGGUCAGGAGGCUGCUUUAUUGAAACAAAUGCACGCAGGUGACCAGAAAGAGGAGGAGAGCACAGGAGCGGAGACCUCCACAGUGCCUCCUGCACCGCUGUUGCAGUUGGAAAAAUGCUGCAUGCGGAACAACAGCGCCACUCUGGCCUGGAGGAUAACUACUGUCCAAGCCCUGCUUGUAGAGGGUUACGUGCUGGAGCUGGAUGACGGGAAUAGCGGGUCUUACCGGGAAGUCUAUGUUGGGAAAGAGACCAUCUGUACAGUGGACGGCCUUCAUUUCAACAGUUCAUACAACGCUCGAGUCAAAGCGUACAACUCUGCUGGAGUGGGAGCGUACAGCAAAGUUGUUGUUUUGAAAACGUCUGAUGUGGCAUGGUUCACCUUUGAUCCUACGUCAGCUCACAGAGACAUUGUCCUAUCUAAUGAAAACCAGACUGUGACUUGUAACAGUUACGAUGAUCGCGUGGUGCUCGGGACGGCUGCCUUCUCCAAGGGCGUGCAUUACUGGGAACUUAGUGUGGAUCGCUAUGACAACCACCCCGACCCUGCAUUCGGUGUGGCACGGAUUAAUACGAUGAAGGACAUGAUGCUAGGGAAGGACGAUAAGGCCUGGGCCAUGUAUGUGGACAACAAUCGCUCCUGGUUCAUGCACAACAACUCCCACACCAACAGGGCUGAGGGUGGCAUCACAAAGGGUUCAACUGUGGGGAUUCUGUUAGACCUGACGAAACAUACUCUGACCUUCUUCAUCAACAAACAGCAGCAUGGACCCGUGGCUUUCGAGAACCUGGAGGGUGUGUUCAUGCCCGCAGUUAGCCUCAACCGCAAUGUCCAGGUGACUCUAAUCACAGGUCUGGAAGUCCCAAAGAGCAUCAUGUGAUCAUCUUGGACCAAUAAGAACGAGCCAGACCUUUCU